Bradysia coprophila is the source of this 1775-nucleotide messenger RNA. Its product is annotated as putative cytochrome P450 6a14. Gene Ontology annotation, molecular function: oxidoreductase activity, acting on paired donors, with incorporation or reduction of molecular oxygen; iron ion binding; heme binding. The record is from RefSeq and is a predicted model, not a curated record. NCBI's taxonomy places the organism in Eukaryota, Metazoa, Arthropoda, Insecta, Diptera, Sciaridae.
ACCUUGGUGUUGGGAAUUUAGUCGUAAUUCGAUUGUAGGCUACACGAGACGUUGUCAAUAUUCUCCUCUAAUUUCCUCGAUAUGAUUGCGAUAGUGCUAACACUUCUGGUAGCUCUGGUGACCACCAUCUACUAUUACUCAAUGGUCAAAUAUUCAUUCUGGAAAAAGCACAACAUACCGUACAUUGAGCCCCAUUUGCCGUACGGCAACAUUAAAGGUGUCGGACGAAUACUUCACUCGUCACAGUUGACCCAUACAUUUUACAAACAGCUGAAGGGAAGUGGUCCGUUCGCUGGUAUUUAUCUGUUCACAAAACCAGUUAUUCUGGCACUGGAUUUGGAAUUCGUCAAAACCAUUCUGAUCAAAGACUUCAACUAUUUCCAAGACCGUGGAUUGUAUUUCAAUGAACGGGACGAUCCGAUUUCGGCACAUUUGUUUUCCGUCGAUUUUGCCAGAUGGAAAGUGCUACGGGCGAAAUUGACGCCGACCUUUACGUCCGGACGCAUGAAAUUUAUGUUCCAAACGAUUGUUGAUGUGGCUGAUAAUUUUCAAAAAUGUUUGGCUGGCAUGGUCGAUGGCAAUGAAAAUUUCGAAUUGAAGGAUGUGCUGAGUCGCUUCACUACAGAUGUGAUAGGCACCUGUGCAUUCGGUAUCAAUUGUAAUUCGCUGACCGAUCCGAAUGCCGAAUUCCGAACAAUGGGGAAAAGAGUGUUCGACCAUGGUUCAACCAGUGGCAUGCUGAAACACUUUUUCAAAUCGGCGUUCAAGCAUCUGGCUAUCACCCUACGAAUGCGAGCCGUCGAGAAAGAUGUUUCCACCUUUUUCUUGGGCAUUGUUAAGGAAACGGUCGAGUACCGCGAGAAAAACAAUAUCAAACGGAGUGACUUUAUGGAUCUGUUGAUUCAGUUGAAAAAUCAUGGUACCCUGGAUGGGGCUGAUGUGGGUAAACUUUCGCUGAAUGAAAUCGCUGCUCAGGCUUUCGUCUUCUUUAUUGCCGGAUUUGAAACGGCCUCGACCACUUUGUCCUUCAUCCUGUACGAAUUGUCCAUCAACAAAGAUCUGCAAGAGCGUGCACGACAAGAGAUACACACGGUCUUAGCAAAGCACGAUGGGCAAUUCACGUACGAGGCAAUGAUGUCAAUGAAUUACUUAGGACAGUGCAUACAUGAAUCGCUACGAAAAUAUCCACCUGGCAAUCUGAUCCGAACAAAUGUGAAUAAAGAAUAUCCGAUACCCGGCACAGACAUUGUAAUGCCCAAAGAGUCAUUAGUCAUUGUCCCCGUGUAUGCCAUUCAUCAUGACACCGAUUACUAUACCAAUCCAGACGAAUACAAUCCGGACAGAUUUGAGCCCGAAGAAGUGAAAAAACGACAUCCCCAAACAUUUAUGCCAUUCGGCGACGGACCGCGCAAUUGUGCUGGCGUCCGAUUCGGAAUGAUGCAGAUAAGAAUUGGUCUGGUGACAUUGCUGAAAAAUUUCGAAUUCUCUCUGUGCGAUAGAACAAUCAGGCCGAUCCGAUUUGCACCGGGUAAUUUGGUAUUGUCAAUCGAACAUGAUUUGUGGUUGAAUGUUAAGAACAUUGCGAACUGAGACGAUUGGCGAAACGAUAUUUAUGUUGGGACGGUGCAUGGAAAAGGAGAUUGCUAGGGGCAAAUCAUUUUGGUUGAAAAAACUGUUCAACAGUUUCAAUUUGUGUAAUUGGCACUAGAUGAAUGUAAAGAGGACCUAUCAUUAAUUCCACUACAUUCCAUAAAAUCCACUUCCAUCGAUUCAUU